Molecule: messenger RNA, 900 nt
Organism: Rhizopus microsporus ATCC 52813
Lineage: Eukaryota; Fungi; Mucoromycota; Mucoromycetes; Mucorales; Rhizopodaceae
Product: alpha/beta-hydrolase
Exons: 3
Coding region: 76-900 (274 amino acids)
Cellular component (GO): mitochondrion
Molecular function (GO): catalytic activity
Source: RefSeq, a predicted model, not a curated record
UAAAAAUAUAGUUCUGCGUCAAUUGUACAACAUUGUAUAUAAAAAUGAUUUCUUUUCGCCGUUUUGGUCUUAAUCAUGUUCGACAUUAUUCUUCCAAGUCGGUUGAAUUGGCUUUUGACAAGUACGCCUAUCGUCGUUUGCCAUGGUCUGUUUGGAUCCAAACAAAAUUGGAAAUCACUCGCCAAGGCACUUUCUCAACGCACCUCUCGAGAAAUUUAUACGGUUGACCUUCGUAACCAUGGCGACAGUCCUCACCAUCACACCCAUAACUUUGACAGCAUGAGCCAAGACUUGAUUGAAUUCAUUCGUCGUCAAGACCUAAACGAGCCUGUGCUCAUGGGUCAUUCCAUGGGUGGGAAAGCAGUCAUGGCCACAGCGCUUCGUGCUCCUUCACUCGUCUCUAAACUGAUCGUUGUUGACAUGCCUCCUGUUCCUCUCAAGCUCGGCAGAAGUUUUAGAAACUACAUCAAAGCGAUGCACGAUAUUGAGCAAGCUCAAGUCAAGAAACAGAGCGAGGCCGAUGCGAUCCUGGCUAAGGUCGAAAAGGACGUCAGCAUCCGUAUGUUCUUGCUGACAAAUCUUAAGCGAGACGAUCAAGGUAUUCUGCGCUUCCGUGUUCCCUAUGAUAUCCUCGGUCAGUCGUUGGAAACCAUUGGUGAUUUUCGUGAGGAUUUUUUGCAAGGUAGACACUAUGAUCGACCCACGUUGUUUAUCGCAGGUGGUAAAAGUCCUUAUAUGACACCGUUCAAAGAGGAAAAGGAUAAAGUGGACCAAUUGUUUCCUAAUUCAACACUAGACAUUGUAGACAACGCUGGUCAUUGGGUUCAUGCUGAAAAACCCGAUGCAGUACUAAAGCUCGUUACAGACUUUGUAAAUGAAUAUAGCAAAAAGUAUAUUUAA